AUGGCAAAAAAAGGUGAAAAUACAAAGAAGGCUGCUGGAAACGCCAAGAAGGCAGAGAACGCCAGCAAGAAAAAGCAGGCCGAAAACCAGGCUGCUGAGGCUGCUGAGGCCGCUCAAUGGGAAGAUGGGGCCAAGAAGGGUAAUAAGAAGAAGGAUGACGCUCAGUUUAAAAAAGAAGAAGCAGCUAGAAAAAAGGCUGAACGUGAUGCUCUCUUAGCAGCGGAGGAGCAAGCUCUUCCCUCGAAACCGCAAAGUUCGAAACAACGUGGUGCCGCCAAAGUUGCUGCUAGAAGAGCAGGCAAGAUCGAUGACUUUUUGGACUUUAACAAAGAUACUCCCGAGGUCAGUGCCAGUGGAAUUGACAAUGCGUUGGAUGCGUUGGCGCUCACGAGCAAGGAUGGCGGAGUUUCGUCGAAAGAUAUCGAUAGACAUCCGGAAAGAAGAAUGAAGGCAGCGUACGCAGCAUUCGAAGAGCAACGGAUCCCCGAGCUCAAGAAGGAAAACCCCGGGUUAAGGCUCCAGCAGAUCAAGAAUUUGAUCCACAAAGAGUUCCAGAAGUCGCCAUUGAACCCUAUGAACCAAGAAACCAACAUCGACUACAAUGCCAGCCAGGAGGCUGUCGCAUCCAAGAAGCAAGAGGUGCGCCAGAGCCGGGAAAAGAAGUUUGCUUAA
Messenger RNA from Meyerozyma guilliermondii ATCC 6260, 672 nucleotides. RefSeq lists its product as uncharacterized. Gene Ontology annotation, cellular component: nucleus. Gene Ontology annotation, biological process: transcription by RNA polymerase II. Gene Ontology annotation, molecular function: transcription coactivator activity. Lineage: Eukaryota; Fungi; Ascomycota; Pichiomycetes; Serinales; Debaryomycetaceae. The record is from RefSeq and is a predicted model, not a curated record. The coding region runs from base 1 to 672 and encodes 223 amino acids. The transcript has a single exon.